AUGAUUGUUUCUACGCAGCAUGGUAGCUGCGUCUAUGCAAGUCGGUCACAGCCACACUGUGUAGACUUUUCCGUAAGCAUUGCCGAGUGUGCCGGCUUGAGCAAAGAGCCAUUUGCAGGCUGUGGCCUACAGAGCAGCUUGAGGUGCACGGGUUGCCAGCGCUGCUUGCGUCAGUAUCAGCCAGUCUUGCUUACUCAAAGGGCAAGAUGGGCCAGUCCUGUCUUGGAGCACUGCUUCCAAAAUGGUUUGUGGGGACAUGCCCUCAGUUGCACUGCCACAUCAGAAAGUUCCAGUGAAGAUAGCGACAGCGCCAUGACUCAAGCAGCUAAAACUCCAGUAGACUUGGAACUCCGACCGGUGGUCACCAAAGUCAUCCAAAGCCUUUCAAAUCGAUCGCUUCUCUGA
Effrenium voratum is the source of this 405-nucleotide messenger RNA. The record is from the annotation of a GenBank genome assembly. NCBI's taxonomy places the organism in Eukaryota, Dinophyceae, Suessiales, Symbiodiniaceae.